CCUUCCUUCCUUCUUUCCUUCCUUCUUUGAAGGGGCCCAGGAUCCAAACGAACGCAUUGCGAGCUAGGUGAAGAGGAUUCCAAAUGGAAUGUGCAUUGGGCUCCCAAGGGGGUUUGGCUUGGACCAUUCGGUGAUUGAUCACACCUUAACACUUGGAAAACCAAGUCGAGAGAAAAGAUCGUAACAACAGAAAGUGACACUGGUGUACUGUGGCAAAUGGAACAACGAGCCAUUUGAACUGCUGGUUUCUCUUAAUGUCAUGCAUGCAGUCAUGGAUUUGAGGCCAUAAUUUCACUUCCACGGAAUCACUUCUCCGGCUCCUGUCCGGCAUCAUGCCGUCAUCCGGAGGAGCCAAUGCCGACUGUCUGGAACUGUACAAGGAGUCAAAGAAGUUUCUCGUUCAAGUGCAGAAGACCGUCUCCAAACUCGAGUCCGGAUUACUCGACCUCAUCAAUACAAAAAGCCGCCAGGAGGCACUUUUGUCGCCCACCAAUGUAGGCAAGCUCAAGGCUCUCCAUGACAUUGAGCCUUUCAUGGAGAGUGUCCAGGGCUCCUUGAGCAAGAUCAAUGAUCUCGAAUUGAGCUUCUUUGACAUCGCGCGGGAUGAGAAGUCCUGCCGGAAGACCUACUUCUUUCGUGUGAGAUACAUCGUGACUAGCCUGGAGCGACAAAAACUGACGCUUCUGUAUCUCCUCCAGCAAUACGUGCUCUCUAUGCUGAAUCUGGUGUCAGCUCGACAAGUCGACAUGGCCCAAGCGGGUUCGGAUUGGCUCUACGUCCUUCAAAGUGCCGACAACUUCAAUAAGUUGUUAGUCGAUAACGGAAUGGACUUUGGUGAAUCCCCCUUGAAGAACACCCUGAUUCACUCCCAUUUCAAUAAAGAUGCUCACAUCCAUGAGAACUUCUUCCCCUCGUAUCCAAUGCACUUGAAGCAGUUCACCACGAGCAAAAUCCUGCAAACAGUGGCCUCCCAAAGGUCUUGGUUUGCGGCCACGGAAGUGACGCGAAGCAUUGUGAUGGGUUUGGACAAACGUCAACUGGAAAUGGCCUCUAAUGAUGUGAGCUGGUUGAACGUGCCUCAGCAAUCUUCGACGACGGAAAAGGCGGAUCCGAGCUUAGAUAUCCCACCCGUUCUACAGAUGGCCGUGCAUGGGGCCAAGAAUAAGGAUGGAAAUGGGAACAAGCGGAAAAAUCGGAAUAAUAAUCUCCUCAAUGGGGACUCACCCACCUCAGAUUAUCAUAGCCAAAACGGUGGUCAUCAAAACCACUUUCAAAUCAUUGAAGACUUUGUGUCGCACGAGGAGAACUUCCUCGGCCACUUCUUUCAAACUUUAGCCCAGGUUCCUGGCCUGCUAGGGAAAAAUGUGCUCAAAUUUGCCAAAGCGGGUGAGGGAAUCAUGGGUGAGCGCAUCCAUCGGACUGCGCGAGUGAAAAUGUCAGAAUACUAUCACGACCUUCUGUGGACCUCAGUUGGGUCCCUGGCUGAAAAGAUUCUCCUGUGGUCGGACAUUCAAGAUAUCAUCUACGUUCCAUUUGGUCUCCAGGAUGUCAGAAUCUGUCUUGGUCUUUCCAAUCUUCUCCAGGAUAACCUCUACGCCAAAUUUGGAGAUGGUUAUCCACCCAUUGUCUUCCCUUGCAUUCACCUUCUGGUAGAGAGCCUUAACCUUCAUUGUAUAUCCGCCUCUUGGGACAUGCAAUUUAUGGGUUGUCUAUCGGAGUCCUCCAGAAGCAAGACUGUGGCCUUGACCGUUCCUACGACAAGAAGUGGAACCCUGGUUUCCAAAACUGGGAAACUCUUCUACGAUACACUGAAGUCAAUUGUUCGCUUGAACAACCGAACGCACCCUGACAUGAUUCGAGACUUUGUGGAACAUGGUUCAUUCGAUCCCGAGGAAUUCCCGUUCCAAGAAGAGAUUAGCGUGUUGAGGAGGCUUUCGGCCACCCUAUUUUGUUUGCGGAAUUGGGCCAAUUCUCGGGCACACUCCACUCUUCACACUUGGCAGGUCCAGGAUUUCCUUUUGAUCACCCAAUGUGAUUUACUGAACAUGGAAGACUGCUUUGGGAUUCUUCAGAUGGAAUCGCAUGAGAGAAAUGCCCACACGAGGUCGAUCAACAUCCAGCUCUUUACCCACGUUCAAAAACUUGUUUGCGAUGAGAUCCACGAGUGCCAAAGCUCUAUUCGAGCACUUCCAAAGGAGAAUCAAGGAAGGUUGUCUGAAGUGUGCAGGACAUACUCAUUGGCCACCCUGCAAAAUAUUUUCCCUUCGGAGAGACAUUGGCGACAAACUGGACCCUUGGCCAACAAGUCUUCCAACUAUGUCAAUAAUUUCAUUGAACGCGUUCUAUCACCAGUCUUUAAAUCCUUAGAGUUUAUGAAAAUUGAGAUCCAGCAAACGAUUGCUCGACUCACGGUGAAAUCCUUUUGCGAAGCUUGGCUAGAACACAUCAAAUCCAGUCGAAUCAAGUUUAGUGAUUGCGGAGCACAUCAAAUAAGUCUCGACUUUCAAGGCCUGAGAACUUGGAUUGUGGCCAAUCCUUACCUGAAAGAGGAUUCUCGGCGAUAUGUGCUUCUCCUCGAUUCCAUCCGACAAUGUGAAGGCGUGGCGAAACUCCUCCAAUCGAAACCAGGAGAAGUUGUUGAUGUUAAAUCGACCAAGAAUAGAGUGACUCCCAUAUCUGAAAACGGAACGGUAAACAACAAUCAUCACGCCAACCACACUCAAAGGCAGUUAUCUCCGGUGAACCAAAUCCUCGAUUCAAUCCCAGCAGAGCUCUAUGUUCCUAAUCAGCAACAAUGGGUGAAGCUCAAAACCGGAACGAAACUUUCUCUUCCAUUCUGUUGUCGAUAGAUAUCUUGCUUCAUUUCUUUUAUCAUUCGACAAUAUAGCAAAUUAUUGCUAUCCUGGUGAAAGCAAGCUUUCGCUUAUCCAGUACCUGAGGAAUAUAUGCUCAAGAAUAUAUGUGCAAUGGGUAUAGAAAAUAUUUGCUUAUUUGCUAUUGUCAGUUCUUGAACAAAUCAUUCCUGAAAUAAAAUCAAUCAAUAGUAUCCUUCAC
Tigriopus californicus is the source of this 3054-nucleotide messenger RNA. RefSeq lists its product as uncharacterized. Lineage: Eukaryota; Metazoa; Arthropoda; Copepoda; Harpacticoida; Harpacticidae. The record is from RefSeq and is a predicted model, not a curated record.